ACUUAACGGCGUUUUCCGCUGAUGAAAGUAGUGCUGCGCCAUACUUUGCGAAGUCAGCCGUUUACGGUGUCCGCUCCUCGUCUCAAAGUAUGGAUAUAUUCAGCGACUCUGACUCAUACGACAGGACCCCGGACCACCGGUCACGGCGGCGUGAAGCCCACCGCAGACCUGGCCGGGAGAGGGCCAGAGGCAACGGGAGAGAAAUCGACGGGCGAACCGUAGACAUCUCGGAGAAAAUCAGCACUCUUGCAAACACCUUACAGGACACCAGCAGGAACUUGACCAAAGUAGACAAGAUGCUGGGUCAGUACAGGGAGCACACAGACGACCAGGCUGAAGCCAUGGCACUGCUUAGGGAGAACCUAGAGGAGUCAAUCAGCCAGCUGCAGACACAGAGGCGAUCCAACAGGGUUCGGAGCUCCUCAGCCUCCACGCUGCAUACCAGCGACCUGGAAGCUUCCUCAGGAUCAGAAGGCCAGCGUUUCUACCCCACUUCUCCACUUAAGGAUUACACGAGCCCUCCAGGAAGGAGGAGGAGGUCUCAAUCUGCCAAUGUUCGCUUCAAGGAAACAAGCCUGGAAGGAGAUGGUAUUCAUACCCUGCACCAGUCCAUGAGGGAUCUGCGUUGUGACCAGCAGAGGCUGUCUGAUGACCUGGAUAGAGAAAUCCUCCGGAGGAACCGGGCUGAUAUUGACACCAGGCGGGCGAUGGAAAGCCUCACAGAGCACAUGACAGCUUCCCUGAGACAGGACUCAACUUUAGGGAGAUGCCAAAUUGGAGCCAGUGAAAGAGAGGAGAAGAUGGCAGCCAGGCUGCUCAAAGCAGACAGGGAGAAAUCCAAGAUGGGGCAGGAACUAGACAGAGCCAGAAGAUUGCUGGAACAGUCAGAAGAUAGCAGAGAGUCCCUCGUUCAACAGGUGGAGGACAUGCGCUGUGAGCUGCAAAGGACAAGGGAGGAGAAGACGGGGCAUGAGAGGGCACGGCUGGAGACUUCUCGGCCCAGUGCUCAGCCACAUGGCAGCUAUGCUGACAAGGAUGGUGGAAGAGAUCGCUCAGACCUGGAAAAGGAAGUGGCAGAACUGCGCGUUCAGCUGUGCAAAGCCUCGGUCCGUGGUGAAGUCGAAGAACUGAAGAGGGCUCUGGACUGUAAAGAGAGGGAGAGGGUCCAGCUCAGCUUACAGUUGAAGGAAUUAUCGUCAGACCUGGCGGUGCGAGAACAACAGCAGCAGCGAAUGCUGGAACAGCUGAGGGACAUACAGAGCCGAGGGCAAGCAGAGAGGAGAGAGACGGAGGCAUUACUCCUCGAGAGCACAAGGAGCAGAGAUGAAUUGAAGACCAGAGCCCAAGAGGCUGUGCGCCAGUGGAGGGCAAAGUGCAGGAGACUGCAGAAGGAGCUGGAGGAGGCGAGGGCUCGGGCUCAAUUUCAUACUGACAAGGCCUCACAGGCAGCCAGGGAAAAGGAAAACUCUCAAGCCCAGCUGAAGGCGCUGAGCCAGCAGACUGAAGCAGCCCGCAGGGAGCUCGCUGAAAUCCUAGGCCGCUUGGCCCAACGCGAAGAGGAGCUCCACCGCAAGGACAUGGAGCUGUCGGAGACACACCAGCGCCAGUUGUCACUGCAGCAGGAAAUCCGGGAGGUGAGGGAGGCCUCAGCCACCCUCGAGGAUGAGACUCGGCGUCAGGCCGCCGUCCGAGCAAGACUGAAAGAAGAGAACCAGAGGGUGCAAGAACAAGCUGACACCCAAGCUCGCCGUUUUCAGAGGGACCAGGACGCACACGCUGAGCUCCAGGCUGCCCUGAAGCAGAUGACUGCAGCCCACGCCCAGCUCGCCCAGCGGUCGUCUGAAGAGGAGAACUGCAGGAAGGAGCUCCAAAAGAGCACAUCAGAGCUUCAGGCCAAGCUGACAGCGCUACAGGAAGAACGGACUGUGCUCAGCAAGCAGCUGCAGCUCGAGAGAGAGGUGCAUCAGAAGGAGCUAGGCGGCUUGAAGGCCACAAUGGAGGACAGCAAUGCAAAGAAGGCUCGUGAGGUGCAGGACAUGCUGCAGGUCUGCUGUCAGGAGCGAGACGAAACACGGGCACAAAUGAGAGAGCUGAAGGCAGAUGCAGCGUCAGACAAAGAGCUGUGUGGGGCGCUGCGCAUCAAGUUGGACAGGAUGAAGGAUGAAUGUGAUAAGCUGGCAGCACAGCUGAGCACAAAAGAGGAGGCGCAUGCACUUCUCCACAGAAAAUACCAGCUACUCAAACAGGAAGUGGAAGACAAAGUCAGGUCAGCCGAGCGGAGACGUGUUUCGGAGUCGGAACUUGUUAAGUUGGAGCAGAAGGUGUUGGAAAUGGAAUCGGAGCAAGAGGCAGUCCUUACAUCUUUGGGCGAGGAACUAGACGCAGCCUGUCGCAGCCUGGCUAGGAACGGCGAAGACAAGCUCCAGGCAAUUUCUCAGAGACCUGAACUGGUGAAGGACUCGCACCGCUGGCUGGCUGAGACGAAGACCAAGCUGCGCUGGCUGUGUGAGGAGGUGCGUGAGCGCGACACUAGAGAACAGCGCCUGAGGAGGCAACAUCAGCAGACCAGGGAUCAGUUGAAGGCCCUCAGGCAAAGCCGCGACUCAGAGCAGAGAGCUCUCCUGCAGCGCCUGGACCAACAGGAGAAGCUGAUGCACUCGCUCAGCACUGAAAAGAAAGAGCUGCUGGAGAGAAGUCGCAAGAAAGAGGAGGAAAUGAGCAGCCUUCAGGACCGUGUUUUGGAUCUGGAGCUGAAUACAAGAGUAGCCCUGGAUCACUUGGAGUCUAUUCCAGAAAAACAGCUUCUUAUGGAGAACUUCAGAGAUUUGGAGAGUGUAUGCACCGAUGCCAUCCUCAGGCUCACUACGACUAUAAAUCUCUUGAAGGUUUCUUUCCCCUUCCACCCAAAGAGCUGUUGUGUGCGUUUGGUUUUGUUUGUUGUAAAUCUGGUGUGUAGCCUACAUUCUCGUUACCAUUUCCUCCUCUUCCAGCACGAGAAGUUGGAUGCCACUUCCAGGAGCCUCAAACUGGCUGCUCUUUCUUCCACUAUCAAAGGCUCCGGCACGUUCCUUAGCAGCUCGCUGAGAUCUGACACACUGUCGCCUCUCAAACGCCUGACCACUUCAGACCUGGACGACUCCAGAGUCGACGGGGCCAAACCUCUCGCAGAUUAGUUCAACCUUUAGCAAACCUUUAUCUAUCUCUACAAACACACACACACACCGACUCUACCUGCUGGUGCUCAUCCAGAGCGAAACGUAGUGAGAGGCCUUGCACUUGACACUAAUCCUCCACGACUACCUCAGCCAGGCAGUCGGCGAAUGUGCUCGGGACCGAGACUGUGACAUUUUAUUAGAGCAAAACUUUAAGAAACACUUUAAAACAUGAGCUAAAUAUCUGCACGCUGUAAAGAGUUUAACUGUUAUUUAUAAUCAUGAAUGUAUAUCAAAGCAAAACGGUUUCACUGUUCCGUGUUCUUGUCUUGUUCUAGAUAUGGUUAAAUGUCUGUUCUGCUCUUAUCAUCAUGUGUUUCUGCUAAAAGACAAACUCCAUAAAUGAACUCGCAGUGCCUUCUGAACAAUAUGCAGUUUUUUUAAACUAGCGCGAUGUGACAAAUGUUUUUGUGUGUGCGUUUCCAUCCAACGACUGAGAAACUCUUUCUAUGUUUUGUAUACUGCAGUAUUUAUAUUUGUAAGAAAGAAGGAAACGAGCACAGUUAGGUGGUUAUUUUUGUCAUGAAAUAUGAAGGAAGUGUAUGCACUGUGAAUAAAUCUGCAUGGAGCUAAAUGUCUAGUUUUCUAUGCACACUUGAUGUCCCCUUCAUUUCAGACUGAAGUGUUUGCUUUGCAGCAGCUGAGAGACUCCAGCUACUCCCAGCGGUAUCUUUUGCUUUCAGCUGAAAUCCUUCAGAGGGACAACCUAAAGCCACACACGAGAGGAACGUCCUUUUAAUUUACUGCUCGGCUGUUAAGGCAGAAAUACAGUCCCCGGUGCGUGAAUAUUAAAAAAUGUUUACAUAAUCUUUGU
Messenger RNA from Neolamprologus brichardi, 4026 nucleotides. Lineage: Eukaryota; Metazoa; Chordata; Actinopteri; Cichliformes; Cichlidae. The record is from RefSeq and is a predicted model, not a curated record.